Molecule: messenger RNA, 5347 nt
Organism: Trichomycterus rosablanca
Lineage: Eukaryota; Metazoa; Chordata; Actinopteri; Siluriformes; Trichomycteridae
Product: NLR family CARD domain-containing protein 3-like
Exons: 11
Coding region: 141-3014 (957 amino acids)
Biological process (GO): intracellular signal transduction
Molecular function (GO): protein binding
Source: RefSeq, a predicted model, not a curated record
UUCCCAUUGGAUCCGCGACUUUGAACUCGGAAAGUGAGAGAUUUGGAGGAGCAGUUGAAGGCUACAUUGAGUAAAAUGAAAGUAAGCUCUGCGGUUCUGUGGAAAGAAAUAUAAAGACGUUUUCGAGAUAAUCGCGUGUGAUGGAGGUUGAGAGACCAGAUUCACCUGAACCCAGCCGUGUCUCCAUGAAGAGUGAUUGGUCAAUGGGACUGCCAUAUAACUUUAAAGAUGGAGGAUGUAAUCCUGAUCUGAGUGUGAUGGAGGUUGGGAGACCAGAUUCACCUAAACCCAGCUGUGUCUCCAUGAACAGUGAUUGGUCAAUGGGACUGCCAUAUAACUUUAAAGACAGUGGAUGUUAUCCUGAUCUGAGUAUGAUGGAGGAUAUGAGACCAGAUCCAAGCUGUGUCUCUAUGAAGAGGGAUCGGCCAAUGGAUCCUCCAACCUACUGUAAAAAUGAAGACUGCUUUACAGAUCUCGGACCACAAACGAAGAAAUUUAAAAUUACUUACAGAGAUCAUUUGGAAUCCAUAUUUAAGGAACUAGAGAACAAAGUCAUCAGCAUGUUAAAGAAUGAGCUAAACAAGUUCAAAAACCUCCUGAAUGAAGAUUAUCCAGCAUGCUCUGAGCACGAGGAGAAGGAUGUGGAAGAUCUGAGUAGUUUCAGAGAGGGGGCGCUAAAGAUCACACUGAAUGUUCUGAAGAUCAUAAACCAGACAGACCUCGCUAACACCCUGCAGAUGAAUCUGGUCUCUGUGUAUCAGAAAAAACUCAAAUCCAACCUGAGAGAGAAAUGUAACAGAAUCAGUGAAGGAAUCUCCCAGCAUGGAAGCUCAAUACUUUUGAAUGAGAUCUUCACAGAGCUCUACAUCACAGAGGCUUGGAGUGGAGACGUCAAUAAGGAACAUGAGGUCAGACAGAUUGAAGCGACAUCCAGGAGAUCAGCAACACAGGAGAUUUCCAUCAAAUGCAGCGACCUCUUUAGAGACACGUCCAUCAGGACUGUGCUGACUAAAGGAAUCGCUGGAAUUGGAAAAACAGUCUCAGUGCAGAAGUUAAUUCUGGACUGGGCUGAAGGGAAAGCCAAUCAGGAUGUAAGCUUCAUAUUUACACUUCCUUUUAGAGAGCUGAACUUAAUGAAGCAGGAAAAUCUCAGUCUGAUGGAACUUCUUCAUCAGUUUUUCCCAGAAAUCAAAGAUCUGCCAUCAUUAGACUGUGAUGUAUAUAAAGUUUUGUUCAUCUUUGAUGGUCUGGAUGAGUGUCGACUUCCUCUUGAUUUUCAAAAUAAUGAGCGGUUGUGUAACGUAACAAAGUCAGUAAAAAUUGAUGUGCUGCUGACAAACUUCUUCAAGGGGAACCUGCUUCCCUCUGCUCACCUCUGGAUCACCACUCGACCAGGAGCAGCCAAUCUGAUCCCUCCCGAGUGUGUAGCCCAGGUAACAGAGGUACGAGGGUUCAGUGACCCUCAGAAAGAGGAGUACUUCAGGAAGAGGAUCAGUGUAGAGAACAUGGCCAGUAAAAUCAUCACUCACAUAAAGUCAUCAAGAAGCCUCAACGUCAUGUGUCACAUUCCAGUCUUCUGCUGGAUUUCAGCUUCUGUUCUAAAGAGAAUUCUGGAUGGAGCCGAGGGGAAAGAGAUCCCCAAAACUCUGACUCAAAUGUUCACCCACUUCCUGAUCUUUCAGAUAAAACACAAGGAACAAAAGUACCAUGGGAAAUCUGACCCUGAUCCACACCAGACCAGUAAGACGAUACUGGCACUGGGAAAACUGGCCUUCCAACAGCUGGAGAAAGGAAAUCUGAUCUUCUAUGAAGAAGACCUGACAGAGUGUGUCAUCGAUGUCAAAAACACAUCAGUGUACUCAGGAGUGUGCACCCAGAUUUUUAGAGAGGAGGCUGGACUGUACCUGGGUCAGGUCUUCAGCUUUGUGCACCUGAGUGUUCAGGAGUUUCUGGCUGCUUUAUAUGCAUUUCUUACCUUCAUCAACAAAAACAGAAAUGUGCAGGUGAUGCAAAACACUGGAUUCUUUAACAUCUUUAAAAACUAUACAAACAUGUCUGACUUUCUGAAGAGUGCAGUGGACAAGGCCUUACAGAGUAAGAAUGGACACCUGGAUCUUUUCCUCCGCUUCCUCCUGGGUCUCUCACUGGAGUCCAAUCAGACUCUCUUACGAGGCCUACUGCCACAAACAGGAAGUAUCUCUUACAACAAAGAGGAAAUUGUCAGGUACAUCAAGGAGAAGAUCAGUGAGAAUCCCUCUCCAGAGAAAUCCAUCAAUCUGUUCCACUGUCUGAAUGAACUGAACGAUGAUUCUCUAGUGCAGGAGGUCCAAAAAUACCUGAACAGAAACAGUUCUGUUUAUUACGAUGAACUCCGGCUCUCUCCUGCUCAGUGGUCGGCUCUGGUGUUUUUGAUGCUAAACUCAGAUCAGGAGCUGGAUGAGUUUGAUUUGAACAAAUAUUACUCAUCACAUGAAGGUCUUCUAAAGAUGCUGCCAGUGGUGAAAGAAUCGAGAAAAGCUAUGUUGGUUGGUUGUAAUCUAACAGAGAAAAGUUGUGAAGUUCUGUCCUCAGUUCUCAGUUCAGACUCCUCCAACAUGAAGCAUCUGAACUUGAGUUACAAUAAACUGAAGGAUUCAGGAGUGAAGCUGCUCUCUGCUGGACUGGAGAAUCCACACUGUAAACUGGAGAUACUGGAGUUAAAUGAUUGUAAUCUAACAGAGAAAAGUUGUGAAGUUCUGUCCUCAGUUCUCAGUUUAAACUUCUCCAGUCUGAAAGCUCUAAACCUGGGUUACAAUAACCUGACGGAUUCAGGAGUGAAGCUGCUCUCUGCUGGACUGGGGAAUCCACACUGUAAACUGGAGAUACUGGGGUUGUGGAGCUGCAGUAUUACAGAUGAAGGUUUUACUGCUCUGGCUUCAGCAGUGAAAUCAAAUCCAUCAUCACGUCUGAGAGAACUGUAUCUGGGCGGCAAUCGUCUAGGAGAAACAGGAGCAAAACUGCUCAAUGGUCUAUAGGUGGAUCCACAAUGUAACCCGAUGACACUACACAUCUGAUACACUUUGGAUUAUAAGAUAAAGAUGAAGAUCCGUGGAGAUAAACACCAUCUAGUCUUCACACUGGGAUUCAACAUGGUGACUCUUUGUUUAGCUUUUUUAUGCUCAAAUCUGUAAAAUCUUAUGACGUCAGUUACUGUACAAGAUCAACACUCUCAAACCCAUACUGAAGUGCUGAUGGAUAAAACUGGAGAGUCCAUCAGGUUACUGGUACCAUCUACAUUAAUCUGGUAGACUGAGUUAGGAUUGAGGACUGCUUUAGAAAACUCUGCAUUAGCUUGACACAUUAGCAUGCUGUUCAUUAUCUGGCCUGUAAUGAAGAAGUUUAAAGACAUUUAAAGCUACUGGAGAUGUUGAGCUUCUGCCUGGGGGAGAACAAGAGGAGGAUUGCUAGAGUGGCCAGAAAAUCUCCAAGGAUCUGUGCUGGGAAAUUACAGACGUUAGUGAGGUCUUGAGGUCAGAACAUCUUCCUACAUAACCAGAAGUGGUUUAGAGCAGUUUCCCAACCUUUUUGACCCGUAGCACAUAUUUCACAUUAGAAAAAUCACAAGGCACACCACCAAACAAAAAUGUCACAAAAGGUAUUGUUGUACUGCCCUCUAGUGGAAGAGAAUGUGAUUGUACUACCUGUCACUAAACGUCGCUCGUUUAGAGUACCAAAUUGGAUCUUCCACGGCACACCUGAUGAUUUCUCACGGCACACUCAUGUGCCACGGCACAGUGGUUGGGUAACGGUGGUUUAGAGGACUGGCUGAAGAAAGUCUUUUCUGUAUAAUUCUCACCAAUGCACUUUUCAAGCGACCUUGUUGUAUGGUGAUAACAGACCAAAAUAGACAUCAAACAGUCGAGAUCCCUCAUGUUACCUUUAAUGACUGGAACUACUAUACAGUAAUCCCUCCUCGAUGGCGGGGGUUGCGUACCAGAACGCUCCGCGAAAGGUGAAAAUCCGCAAAGUAAAAACCAUGUGUUUAUAUGGUUAUUUUUAUAACCCGAUUCCAUCGGCUUUAGCAUUUAGCAUCUUGUCAUUAAAACCAAUGGAUUGAGGUAGCACAGCAUGCUAACGUCAAUAUAACAUUUCCCUUCAUGUAACAAUAACGGUUACAUUUCCUGACAUGCCCGAACUCGGUACAAGUUUAUACAACUUAAAAAUCAGUAAUAUUUUAUUUACGUUUGAAAAGAACUCCAUUCGUUUGUCCGCACCGUCAGCCAUGUUUGAACAGCCUCCUUAUCGGGAGCGCGCACAGGAUGACGUAAAAUGCGUCUAUGUAGAGAGAGAGCUAGCUUUUCGAACACACCCCCCUUGUCUGCAGAACUUUAUCAAGUUUUCUCUCCUGUUCGUGUGCACGCUGUCUGUGCACGCCACUACGCAUCUUGACCAAUCACGUGCGGCUUUAACAGAAAAAAAACGGGGAAAAAAACAACAACGAAUCGGCUCCCAACCAGGAUCCGAAUCCCAUCGUUUACUUUAAAGAGCCGGCUCUUAGAGCCGGAUCGUUCGCGACCGACCCAUCACUAGCAGAAAUCCGCGGUUUAUAUUUAGACAUGCUUGCAAAUAAAAUCCGCGAUAGAGUGAAGCCGCAAAAGUCGAAGCGCGAUAUAGCGAGGGAUUACUGUAUAUUCAUUUUUUUUUUUUUUUUUACCCCUUUUUCUCCCCUUUUCUUUAGCGCUUCCAAUUGUUCAAUUAGCAUCGUGCUUCCUCUCUGUCUAUGCCGAACCCUGCCCUGAUGGAGGUGAUUGAAGCUAACCCGUAUCCCCUCCGAAACACGAGCAGCAGCCAGAUGCAUCUUUGCCACCCACACAUUGACGAGUUUUUUGGCGCCACCUAGAGCUGCAUGCGGAGAGACACACCCUAAGGGCACCCUCUCCCAUCUCUGUGCAAGCGCCUCCAAUCAGCCGGCAGAGAACGUAAUCGCAUUCUGACAGAGAGGAUUCUGGUUCUUUGUCCCACCCCCCCAUAUGAGCAACCGGCCAAUCGUUGCUCAUACAGCCACUCAGCUUCGAACCGGUAAAGCAAAGCUGGAUUCGAUACUACGUACUCCAGAAUCCAGCUCUGGUUGCAGCGCGUCUCUUUUACCGCUGCGCCACCUGAGCGGCGUAUAUUCAUUUUUUGGGAAUAUUCUGUGUGGAGCUUGUAUUCUUAAUUAAUUUUAUCUUCAUGCAGUUGAUGCAGUGCUGUAAAAAAGUAUUUACCUAAUUUUACUAUUUUCUCUAUUUUUGCUGUUGAGACACUUGUAUCACACUACAAAACAAAUUUAAUAUCAAAGACCAAAUAAACACAUAAAUGUUUUAAAUAA